AUGUCAUCUCCUUCCUCAUCUUCCUCAUCCAAUCAUGUUUCGGAAUUUGUGGUUCCUCCACAUCUAGUUUCAAAAUAUUACAGCACUAAUCCAAAAGUGAAUACCAUUACGGGACUCUAUGUUUUUCCAAAUUAUUUAUCUCAAGAGGAAGCUUCAAAUAUAAUGAAUAAUAUUUUAGAUGCCAAUGAAUGGUGUAGUGGCGAAAUUUGUAGAAGACAACAACAUUACGGAUAUUUAUAUUAUCACACUAGACAUCAUUUACCAAAUUUACAACCAAAAAAACAAGAAGUUUCUUCGUUAAAAAGUAUGGAUUUUGACUCAUUUUGGAGUGAAUUAUUUUGGGAGAAGAUGAUCAAAAGAGAUGGAUUAUUUAAUUGUGACACAUCAUAUCACGUUUGGAAAGAAAAUGUGGAAUCAAAUCAUGGAAAUGAACAUGACGAGAAUGCCAAAAGAGCUGAACCUCAAUGUUUAGUCAAUGAAUAUAUGGGAAAUCAAGGCAUUGCAUCUCAUGUAGACAAUGUGAAUGCAUUUGGAGACGUGAUUGUUGGCAUUUCACUGCUCAAUCCCGUGUACAUGACAUUUAGAAAAGACAAAUUGGAAACAAAAAUUUUACUUCCUCCCAAUAGUUGUUACGUUCUUACAGGAGAAUCCAGAUUCGAAUGGAGACAUGGAAUUACUCACAUGAAACAAAUUUAUGUACCUAGAGAAUAUCUAGUUUCAGAAGAAGAAGCUAUUACAAAUUCAUCAGAUGUUGAAGAUGAAGCAGAAGGUAAAAUGUUCAUUCGAGAGGACAAUUAUCGUAGAAUCAGUUUGACAUUUAGAUUUAUUAAGAUUGAUGGUACAAAGAAAGUGGUGGGAACAGAGCCAAAAGAAGAAGGGGCUUGGUAA
Molecule: messenger RNA, 888 nt
Organism: Naegleria lovaniensis
Lineage: Eukaryota; Heterolobosea; Eutetramitea; Acrasida; Naegleriidae
Exons: 1
Coding region: 1-888 (295 amino acids)
Biological process (GO): oxidative demethylation
Molecular function (GO): oxidoreductase activity; demethylase activity
Source: RefSeq, a predicted model, not a curated record